Molecule: messenger RNA, 420 nt
Organism: Salvelinus sp. IW2-2015
Lineage: Eukaryota; Metazoa; Chordata; Actinopteri; Salmoniformes; Salmonidae
Product: DNA (cytosine-5)-methyltransferase 3C-like
Exons: 5
Coding region: 4-420 (138 amino acids)
Source: RefSeq, a predicted model, not a curated record
GUUAUGGGUGCUUAUUACAUCUCUGUCAGUAGAGAGGACGGGCGGCCCUUCUUUUGGUUGUUUGAGAACGUGGUGUUCAUGAACAACAAGGCCAAAAUCUUCCGCUUUCUGGUGUGCAACCCGGUUCUGGUGGAUGCGGUGAAAGUGAGCCCGGCCCAUAAAGCGCAAUACUUUUGGGGCAGCAUCCCUGGGACGAACAGGCCCAUCAUCACAUCACAGAACGACAAGGUCAAUCUCCAAGACUGCCUUGAAAGGGGCAGAGUUGCCAAGUUCACAAAAGUGAGGACAAUCCCCACCAACUCGAACUCUCUCAAGCAGAACAAAGAUGUGGGCAAGCUCCCGGUAUCAGAGAAAGGCGUGGAUGACAACAUGUGGAUCACAGUGCUAGAAAAGAUCUUCGGCUUCCCCAAGCACAUCUAG